GGUUUAAAAUGCCGUAUCCCCUGCGAUAACGGGGACACCCAUGUAAUUGGAGACAAGCAGUGACCUAGGAAACGUGCCGCUGCCUGGGGAGCGCCAGGGCAUGUCUGGAGCCGACGCUGGACAUGACAGCAUGCGAACCGUCGGUAGCAGGGUGUUGAGGAGGCGGGCCCCUGCCCCUGUUACACAAGAAGCAACAGCCCAACAACUACGAGAAGUGGAAGCAAUACAUUCGGCAGAAGAACAAGAAGCCCCUCUACCUGCAGGCUCUCCCACCGUAAGGAGGACUGCCCGUAGGAGACCUCGCACUGAACGAAUCAAGUGGAGCCGCGAACUAAACAUUGAUGUGAUGCGAGCUUACUACUACGUAAAUCAGUGCGAUGACAACCCACUUUCAGGAUGGAGACAUUCCCUCCAUUGUGAAUUUACCAGAAGACACCCAGAAUUACAAUUAACUGAGCAGAAUAUCGCUGAUCGCAAGAACUUCAUAAUUAGGAAAGGCUUUUUGACACACACGGAGCUAGCAUGUAUCAGACGAGAGGUAGGCAACCUUAUUAACCAAGAACAGGUGGUUCAAAACGAUUUGGAACAGAGGCCAGAACACCUAGCUCAACAAGAAGAACUAAUAACUCCGCAGGAGGACCUGAUCAACAGAAGACGACGUCACUCUGUUACCCAACAACGAAUGGCUGAAAAAUUCUACAGCCUUUUAUCCCACUAUCAGGAUACUGAUCCUUUAAUACGUCCAGCUUUACCUAAGUUGAAGAGCAUCUUCAAGGCCAAUUAUAACAUCAAAAUGACGAAUGAAAUAGUAAAGGAGUACCUAACGACCCCACGAACACUAGAAGAGGUGCACCUGGCUAUCUAUUGUGCUGCAGUAUUUAUUUUAGAACUUAAUGGCAUCAAUCAACAAGCCAUCAGAAUGCCUUUCAAUGAAAAUGAGAGCCAACCAAAUGCUGACGUAGACCAAAUAGAGAACACAGAUGAUCCAGACAAUCAACCACAAAGUGAUGAAGAUAAUAUUGCACUGGAUUCAGAUUAUGAAUUAUAA
Messenger RNA from Psylliodes chrysocephalus, 1048 nucleotides. The record is from the annotation of a GenBank genome assembly. Lineage: Eukaryota; Metazoa; Arthropoda; Insecta; Coleoptera; Chrysomelidae.